GUCACCUUAGUAACGGUUUGUUGACACAGUAUUCAGUGGCGCGAUGAGACUGAAACGGCUACACAUACGAUACUACCCACCAGGAAUAUUCCUGGACUAUGAGAAAGGUGGGGAGCUAAGGACGAAAUCUAUAGAUCUGUUAAACUUGACUCCAGAGACUGAUGUGAAUGAGUUGCUGUCAGACAUUAGAGCAGCUGAACCUCUCAUCACCUCAUCCUGUGUUGAGCAGGUCAAAGUGUUAAUCGGAAAACUACAGGAGAAAAUCGGCCAAAAGGAUGAACGCAAGUUCUACCUUUUCAGGGCACUUCAGGCUCACAUCUUGCCCCUGACGAAUGUAGCCUUCAAUAAAUCAGGAUCGAGUUUUAUAACCGGAAGCUAUGACAGGACUUGUAAAAUAUGGGACACCGCAUCCGGAGAGGAGCUGCACACUUUGGAGGGUCACAGGAACGUUGUGUACGCCAUCGCCUUCAACAACCCUUAUGGAGACAAAGUUGCCACAGGCUCCUUUGACAAGACCUGCAAAUUGUGGAGUGCUGAAACGGGAAAGUGUUUCUACACGUUUAGAGGGCACACAGCAGAAAUCGUGUGCCUGGCCUUUAACCCUCAGAGUACCCUGGUUGCUACAGGCAGCAUGGACACCACGGCUAAAUUAUGGGAUGUUGAGAGCGGGGAAGAAGUGUCCACAUUGGCAGGUCACUUCGCUGAGAUCAUCUCUCUCUCCUUCAACACAACGGGCGAUCGGUUGGUCACGGGAUCGUUUGACCACACUGCCAUUCUGUGGGAUGUUCCGUCUGGCAGGAAAGUUCAUGUUCUCACAGGUCACCGUGGAGAGAUCAGCUGUGUUCAGUUCAACUGGGACUGUUCCCUCAUCGCCACGGCCUCUCUGGAUAAAACUUGCAAGGUGUGGGACGCAGACAACGGUCAGUGUUUGGCUACUCUCUUAGGUCAUAAUGAUGAGGUGUUGGAUGUGUGUUUUAACUACACUGGUCAAUUGAUCGCUACAGCCUCUGCUGAUGGUACAUCAAGAGUGUUCAGCGCAGAAACGUUCCAGUGUUUAUGUCAAUUAGAGGGCCAUAAAGGAGAGAUAUCAAAGGUGUGUUUUAAUCCGCAGGGGAGCCGUGUUUUGACGGCAAGCGUGGAUAAGACGGCUCGUGUGUGGUGCGUGAACACGGGAGUGUGUUUGCAGGUGCUGGAGGGACAUUCUGAUGAGAUCUUCUCCUGCGCUUUCAACUAUGAGGGAGACACCGUCAUUACAGGCAGUAAAGACAACACCUGCAGGAUCUGGCACUGAGAGAGCGGCUGAACUCUGGAUGUUACAGUAUUCCUACACCUCUCUGGAUUAAGAUAUCGUGUGUCAUCUUGUCACACUUCUGUAGUAUUUCUAUUCACAAAGAACAUGUGGGAUGUGUAGAGGAUAUUUUUGCUGACAUUUUCCCCCUCUUAAAGAAUAUUCUGGGUUAAAUACAAGUUAAACUUAUUUGUGGUGUGUGUGUAUAUAUAUAUAUAUAUAUAUAUGGCUCUAAAAUAAAAGAUAAAAGCUGUGUCAGUGGCUCAACUUGCAGGAAUACUAUUACAAAUGCUGUUAAUAUUAUAAAUAAUAUUACAAAAAUAUUGUUUCACUAUAUUCAAAUAUUCUGACAAAUUAAACCGUUUUUUGUCUGUGAAAAAAAGUUAAUAUGUGCUGUAAAAAGACUUUUUUUUUCAUUUCUGUUGUUAGGUUAAUUUAAAAUGUAAAUCAUUCAUGUAUUACCAUAUAAUUCCACUUACCACUUACAUUUUCCCCCUCUUAAAGAAUAUUCUGGGUUAAAUACAAGUUAAACUUAUUUGUGGUGUAUAUAUAUAUAUAUAUAUAUAUAUAUAGUGGCCACAAACAAACAACUCAUUCCCUCGUUUUAUUCAUUUGUUCCCUCGUUUUAGUUAAAUUGUGACCACGAAUUAAGAAUUUGUUCCCUCGUUUUACAAAAUCGUGGCCAUGUUGUAGUAAUGCGUUCUCGUUUAAUCAAAACGAAGGAAAAAAUUAGUACAACAUGGUUACAAUUUACUAAAAGGAAGGAACAAAUUCGUAAUUCAUGGGAGUGAAUUCUUAUUCGUGGCCAUGAUACAUACACUGUAAAAAAUUAUUGUUGGUUUAACUUAACCCUUGUGUGUCAAAAAAAAAAAAGUUACACAUGUCAAUAGUGGACAAAAAUGUCCAUCUCAAAAAACUGUCAUAAAAAUUUGAAGCUUGGGAGCACAGACUUAAAUUUGGUCUCAUUUUAAAGAAGACCCUUGGUAGAUUAUUGUUGAAGUAAAAAAAAGUUUAAAAAGUGAACCAAAAAAAAAGUUAUAGUGGUUCAAGUUUAUGAAAAUGAUUUAUGAACAUUAUUUUAUAUAAAAUAUAUAUUUUAUGAAAUAUGUUUAACUCUAAAACUGCUGGAAAAUCAAAGCCAUAAAUCUAAAGAAGUUGUGUUCCAAAUUUGUGGUUGACAUCUCAAAAAAUUAGCAUUCAGUAAGAUUUUGUUUGGGCGCAGUACCAAAUUUUCCCCAUUAGAUGCCAGCAAAGCUCUACUGGUGCACACAGUGGUUAAAUUUGUGAUAUGCAGUAGAGUUUUUCUCUCUCAAAUAUUACAUGCGCACACACAAUUUUUUUUAUUACACACACAAACCACACUCUGACAUCCAUACCAACACACCCACACCUAUAGCUGCAUAAUUUAUCCAAUUAGCUCUAAAAAAGCAGAAAACAGGAAUAAAGCGAGUAUUUGCUUUAUAGGCCAAACCUGAGUAAAUGGCACCAUCUGGUAAAAAAAAAGUAAAAAUUUAAUUUUGAAGCCUUGCAAACAAAAUUAAACAGAACACCUUUUAACAAAGAUUGCAACAUUUUAUAGUUAAAUGGCCCUGGGAUUAAAAAUUGCCAUUUUAAUUUUGUGUACCUAGUGUAAAAUAGAUUUAUUAAAGGAAAUGGGGGUGAAAUAGUAAAAUUCCAAUAAAAUACACACCUGAGCCAAAAAAAAAAAAAAAAAAAAAAAAACUAAAUUGAAAAAGACAAAGGUCUUUUAAGGUCCAUAAGGUCACACAAGGGUUAAAAAAGUAAGUUACCUGGUUGCCUUAAAACUUUGAGUUCACUGAAAUUAAAAAUUUGAGUUAAUACAAUGAAGGAGAUUGGUUUAAUAAAUAGAAACUCAAAAUAUUAUAUUAUCUGAACCACAUUAAUUAUCUAAGUUGAUUUGACAAAAGAAAAAUUUGUGAUAACAAAUCAUGAAAAUAAUAUUUUUACAGUGUAGGCCUAUUUGUUUGUCCACAUGUCCUGUGCAGGGCUCCAUAGUAUGCUGUCAAAAAUAAUUUGA
Molecule: messenger RNA, 3326 nt
Organism: Ctenopharyngodon idella (grass carp)
Lineage: Eukaryota; Metazoa; Chordata; Actinopteri; Cypriniformes; Xenocyprididae
Gene: daw1
Product: dynein assembly factor with WDR repeat domains 1
Molecular function (GO): protein binding
Source: RefSeq, a predicted model, not a curated record